GGAGAAUCCCGGUGAGCGAUGCGUGCGGCGACGGAUGCAUCAUCGGGCGGCGGCGAGGCGAGCAGGGAAACCCGAGGGGGGUUAAUUUUUAGGGGCGGCGGUUAGCCUUUUAGCGGCUCCAACGGAGCGAUCGGACCGUGCGGUACAGAAGUAGCAGGGGACCAACCGACCAAGCGAGCGAGCGAUGUUAUGUGAAGCCGCUCGCAGUAGGGUUGCAAACCGUUGUACAGUUGCCGUCCCUCCGUCCCGUGCCCUUGGGCCUUCCCUCCGGGGAGAGGCCGAGACUGCGCUCAGUGCUUGUGGAGUGGUCUCUGCGUCUGGAGAGUGAGCUCCCCGAGGAGUGGAGGAGGGAGCGAGGCAGGCAGGCAGGCAGGCUGUGGCAGGGACGAGUUCUGGCUGGCUAUGGCGAUCAGGCCAUCAGGCCCCAGAAGCUACUAGCUGUUCGUUAGGAUUACACGAGAAAUAGAAGCGCUCGAGUGCUCCGGGGUGGCUGCCUGGCGGGGCUCGGAUCUCACGGACCGACGGAACGGGAAGGCGGAAAUUUUCGUGGCACCGGCCUUGGUUGGUGUAGGAGGGAGGGAGUGAGGGAGGGACGGGAGAAGCGGAGGGGUUUGCGGCUUGGGGCUUGGCGGCGUUGCAUGCCAUAAAAGGGAGGGGAGGGGGAAAGGCAUACUUUGUCCUGAGGUGAACGCGAUCUUGAGACCUGAGCAAUAUUUGUACUGAGCAAAGGGUCAUGAGGAAGGAAGGGAGGGAGGGAGAGAAAGAGUGUGUGAGAGAGAGAGAGAGUCGGAGGAUGGGAGAUGAGCUGAGAUGAGAUGGGAAUUCGGGUGUGAGUGAGGCAUUGACGAACUCGUGACCAGGAAGGAGGUGGGGAUCGGGCGGGGGAUAGGUAGAAAUUCAUGGUGCUGUGGGAAUUGGCAAGUAGCGGAGCCGGGUGGGGCACUAUACAGCGGGGCUGGUGGUGGGGAAGGUGGAGCGAGCGAGAAAGAGAGAGAGAAGACGUAAGGAGAUGAAUGAGUGAGUGAUUGCUGAGUGCGGAGCUGAGCUUCCCAUGCCAUUGUGACGAAUGUGAGUAGUACUGCUAGUGCUUAUGUUAGAAAGAUUAACGUGAGUGAGUAAGUGUCGGGUGGGAAAGUAGCGUGCAAUCUCCCAGCGGCAGCUGAACUGACUGAGCUGGGUUUGCGCCUGGCUCUUUCGAGAUUUGGAUCCCGGUCAGAGACGAGGCCACUUUGAAGUACAUGCCGCAUUGAGUAAUUUCUGGAGGUCAGUCGAGCUGAAUGUUGGCUUGCAGCUCGUUUUAGAAGGUGGGCGGUAACGCGAAAGCUUCACGCGAACGUCGAGUGCGAGGAAUUGCGAUCCUGAUUAUUUUAUUUUCGAGGAAGGUGAGCGACAGUCCGAGUUAGUGGCGUUCGGACUCAUUGCGCUUGUCGAUAUUGCGGACGUCGCUCGCUCAGUGAAGGAGUCCAGCCGACGAGGCGCGGUGCAGCGAGGCUUUAUAAGCCCGGAGUGAACGUGAGGCAAUGCGAGAGGUGCGGGGAUGUUGUGAGUGGGAGGGGCCUUAUGAUCGUCUUGAAGAGUGAACGAACCGGCUUAGCUCUAAGGGUAAUGGUGCAUAGACCAGAAAGCAUGCAACCGUCCACAGUCCUGCCUCGAGGUGCGACUUUUUGACCGAGCUGCGAAGCAUGCACAUGGAGGAGUCUCCUGCCUUCUGGAUCGUCUCUUCCUCUUAAAGCAACGCUAAGCUCGCUCAAUUCCUUCUUAUUCCGACUCGGAGCUCCGUGUAACCACGCUCAUCGCUGCAUCGCCCGCUCCGAUCAUGUCGAUUCUUCUUGCGCUCUCGUUCCUCACUCUCUUCCAAAUGCCGCAUCUCGCAUCAGCUGUUCCUGGUGGGUUCUUCCGAUUCCAGAGGUUCUCGGCUGCAGAAUUGCGACAAAGCCUCGGUCUCGAAAACCUCAAGCUCGACGAUCAGGAGUCUCGCAACGCCGCAGUGGCAGAGCUGGUCGUUCCAUCUGAUGAGAGCCGCAGCAAUCGCGAGCUGGCCCCGGCCCCAUUGGCUCGCAACCGAUCUGCUGUACCUGCGUCUCAUCCGAAUGGCAGCGCCCUUCGUGGAGUGAGAAAGCUGCUGUUCGGAACUCUGAGCUGCGCCCCGCAGGAUCUCAGUCUGACACAAGGCCCCGUGAGCUCCACGAGCGGCAUUCCCACUUUCAACGUGCAGAUUGUGAACCUGUGCGGAGCAUGCGCCAUGGCCGACAUCCAUGUGGCUUGCGGCAACUGGGCCUCAGCGACUCCCGUCGAUCCGUUCGUGUUUACUCGCCUGGGCUACAACGACUGCCUCGUCAACAAUGGCCAACCGCUCAGUAGUCAGGGAAGCGUAUCGUUCCAGUACUCCAAUUCGGCCAUGUAUCCCAUGAGCAUUGCCACCGCCACCAACGAAUGCUCACGAUGAAGACGGCUCGCUGUGCUUGCCGCCAGCUGAGGUCACCUUUGUGCAUAUUAUAGGCGGAGAUGUACAGACUCCUACGGUUUUGUUUUCGAGUCUCAUGUGGGAUCCUGUCGCCGAGGAGAUCGAUUCAAAAUUCCGAGAUUCUUCGUGCCAUGCGAGAGGAGGGGAGGAAGGAUGAUGAUGAUAGAGGCGGACGAUCCGAAAGCGAUAUAUGCAACUUUUGUAACGGUACUAGAAAUUACAGUGUCCCAUAGAACUUACAGGAUCUGAAUAUAAUCAAAAUUUUGACGGUAGUACGUAAGCAAGCGCAAAGCUAGCAUCCUAAAGAGAUGCGUAUCGAGUGUUUUUCUAAAGGUAGAAUUCGGCGGACCUGGAGACUGGAAAUCCAGUUUUUCGCAUGGAGGCGUUCAAGCCAGCAUGUGGUCAGAAGAUGAGAUAAAUAAAAUGAGCAAAUAUUGCCAAACACAGCUUCGCCAGUCCAGUCCAUUUCAGUCAUCUUAUCCUC
Molecule: messenger RNA, 2948 nt
Organism: Marchantia polymorpha subsp. ruderalis
Lineage: Eukaryota; Viridiplantae; Streptophyta; Marchantiopsida; Marchantiales; Marchantiaceae
Source: the annotation of a GenBank genome assembly